Rana temporaria (common frog) is the source of this 1346-nucleotide messenger RNA. RefSeq names its product N-acyl-aromatic-L-amino acid amidohydrolase (carboxylate-forming)-like. The transcript is spliced from 7 exons. The record is from RefSeq and is a predicted model, not a curated record. Lineage: Eukaryota; Metazoa; Chordata; Amphibia; Anura; Ranidae. Gene Ontology annotation, molecular function: aminoacylase activity; hydrolase activity, acting on ester bonds. The coding region runs from base 187 to 1122 and encodes 311 amino acids.
AUAUGAAAUGUGGCCAAGGUUUAAAGGGGUGGGAUGAGGACGGCUAAAGCAGGAAGCUGUGUUCUUGAGCUAAUGAGCUGUGUUGCUUCAUACAGACGGAAAGACUUACUAGCUCUAAAAAAAAAGCAAAGAAAAUGCCGGCUGAAAUUUAAUCUUUGUGAGGACCUGUAAAGUAUUAGUGCAAUCAUGAGCUCAAUUGCCCACAAUGCACCUAUUUCAAGAGUGGUGGUUUUUGGAGGUACUCAUGGAAAUGAGAUGUCUGGAGUUGCACUUGCUAAACACUGGCUAAAAGACCCUUCAGAGAUACAGAGACAGACAUUUACAGCGCAGUCCUGCAUAGCCAACCCACUAGCUGUGGAGAAAUGCGUCCGAUACUUAGACCAAGACCUCAAUCGCUGUUUUUCAAAUGAGAUACUAAGCUCUCCAGAAUCUGAAGGUGAUCCAUAUGAAGUCAAACGAGCAAGAGAAAUUUAUCAGCAAUAUGGAUCUGGAGUGUCGUCUUUUGAUUUUGCUUUUGAUCUACAUAACACCACUUCAAACAUGGGAGCCACAUUGCUUCGCUGCUCAAAGGAUGAUCUCUUCUCACUGCACUUGGCAAACUAUUUGCAGAGCAGCAGUGAGGAUCAGGUUAUGCCAUGCUACAACUUCCUCAUCGACAUACCAGAGAAGGAUAAUGCAUACCUGCAACAUAUAACAAAGCAUGCACUGUGUUUAGAACUUGGGCCACAGCCUCAAGGAGUGGUCAGAUCAGACAUGCUUUCCAGAAUGAGAGAGCUUGUAAACCAAUCUUUAGACUUCAUCGAUCUUUUCAAUAAGGGUAAGGAGUUUCCAAGUUUUGAAACUGAUAUAUACAAGUUUGUAUCCAAGGUGGAUUUUCCUCGAGACUCUACAGGAGAAAUCACAGCUGUCAUUCAUGCUGAGCUGCAGGACAAAGACUAUGUUCCUUUGAAGCCUGGAGAUCCGAUCUUUAAGACUUUGAGUGGAAGAGAUCUGUAUUAUGAGGAUGAGAAAAUCUUGUACCCCACAUUUAUAAAUGAGGCAGCAUAUUAUGAGAAAAAAGUGGCCUUCAUAUUAGCUGAAAAAGUCAACUGGAAAGUCCCUGCUUUGAAAGUAGAACAGUAACCUGCAUGUCUAUGGACUUGAUGUCAACUGCCAGUAUUCCUUUUGUGCCUGAGCUUUAGCACCAAAGUUGUUUAAAUUAAAACUAAUUUUAUUUUUUCUCUUAAAGGUAAAGAUCUAAAACUGUAAGAAAAUAUGUGCAUCACCCAGGGUACAGUUCUCAGAGUAAACAAAUAUUUGCAUUUUUUGCUACUUUACGGGUAAUAAACAAUAAAAUAUCUGAUAUA